AUGGACUCACAUGUGCUUAUUGGUCCCAAUUUUAAGGAUUGGCUGAGAAAUCUGACUAUUGUUCUCAAUCUUGAAAAGUCAGCUUAUGUCUUGGAGGCACCUUUACCAAUAACAGUGGACCCUAAUGCCCUUGAGGCAGAGCAAAAGGUUUAUGCUGAAUGGGUAGAUGCUGACUUACGAGUUCGCAAUUAUAUGCUGGCAUCAAUGAACUCUGAACGUCAAACUCGGUUUGAGAACGUGAAGAGUACCAUGCGACUUAAGGAGGGCAUUUCCCCAGAUGAUCAUGUUAUUAAAAUGAUUAAUAAGACUGGGGAGUUACAAAUUAUGGGCACAGAUUUGUCGUAUAAUUUUCGGGUGAGUUUGAUUCUCCAUUCACUCCCUCCAACUUUUAAGUCGUUUAUUACAAAUUAUAAUCUCAAUAGGAUUGAGCGCACUCUCCUUGAUCUUCUCAAUGAUAUUCAAGAAUUUUACAAUAAUGAGAAGAAAGGUAAAACACUAGCUGAGUUGCUAGCUACCUUUGCCACGAGAGGCAAGCUCAAAAGCCUUGGUGGAGAGGUUCACAGAUAG
This is a messenger RNA of Mangifera indica (mango), 567 nucleotides long. RefSeq lists its product as uncharacterized. NCBI's taxonomy places the organism in Eukaryota, Viridiplantae, Streptophyta, Magnoliopsida, Sapindales, Anacardiaceae. The transcript has 2 exons. Bases 1 to 567 code for a protein of 188 amino acids. The record is from RefSeq and is a predicted model, not a curated record.